This is a messenger RNA of Ostreococcus lucimarinus CCE9901, 279 nucleotides long. RefSeq lists its product with no specific name. Lineage: Eukaryota; Viridiplantae; Chlorophyta; Mamiellophyceae; Mamiellales; Bathycoccaceae. The annotation marks the transcript as partial. The transcript has a single exon. The record is from RefSeq and is a predicted model, not a curated record. Gene Ontology annotation, molecular function: 2 iron, 2 sulfur cluster binding.
GUCACCUUCCUCGGCGCCGGCGGCUCGCGCGUCGACGUCGAGUGCGGAUCGAAUCAGUACAUCCUCGACGCCGGCCUCGAGGCGGGGAUCGAGAUUCCGUUCACGUGCCGCGGAGGCAUCUGCGGCGCGUGCGUGGCGCGCUGCGCGUCGGGCGACGUCGAUCAGAGCGACAUCGCCGACCUCGAGUUCACGCUCGGCGAGGACGAGAUCGAGGCGGGGAUGGUGUUGCUGUGCAUGGCGCGACCGGUCGGGGACGUGGAGAUCGAGACGCAGAGCGAU